AUGGGGAACCGCCUGUAUCGAAGAAGUCAAAACGAUGGAAAGACGCCGGCGUUUGGCCCCGGUGGUCUCCAUGAAACUCUCCAGUCUCGCAGUGGAUCCAGCGUGAAGCGCCUAUCUCGAGCACCAGAGAGGCCACCGGCCAUAGAAGACGUGUCAGACUCCCUCGUCUCCGGUGGCGAUGCCGUUUCCCAGGAUUGGCGGUGGCUUGCCUUGCGGUGCGAGCGGCGCCUGAAUGCAUCCAUGCAACAGCGGACUGCUAAGCAGGCCAAGAUUGCGGACACACUUGGUCAUUCACUGGAUGUCCGCCAAUUUUCCUGUUUCGUGCCCAGGACAGUGCUGGAAGCAAUCGCGGAUAAGCGCAUCAGGUACUCGGACGACUUCGACGUACAAGUUGAGAAGUUUACUGCUGCAGUUGUUUUCUGCGACGCCAGCGGCUUCACAGCUCUCACGGAAGCGCUGGACACACAACCAAACGGAGCGGAGCGCCUUGGCGGUAUCAUUAAUCAGUUUUUUGACAAGAUCAUUCGCAUCGUGCAUUUUUGGGGCGGCGACAUCAUCAAAUUCAGUGGCGACGCGCUGACGAUUGUUUGGCCAGUUGACGACGAAGACGAUGAUGAUGAAUAUGAGAAGGAUGGUGUGGAGGAUAAUGAGUAUCGUGUCGACGCCAGACAAGCUUGCCUUCUAGCAGCCAAGUGCUGCAUGAAUCUUCAUCAGUCUCUUCACAAAUACCCAACAGGCUUUGCGGGGAAAACCUUAACCCUUCACAUUGGAGCAGGUUUUGGGCGAGUCACUAUUCUCCAGGUUGGGGGUAUCAUGGAUCGAUGGGAGUACGUGGUAGCUGGAGCUCCCUUGGAGGAAAUUUCUAUCGCGGAGCCGCUAGCCAGCACGGGCGAGUUGCUUUUCGAGCAUUUGAGGGGCGAAACUGUUGUAUCUCCUACCAUGGCGGAAGCAAUGCAUGGCGUUGCUUCGCUGGAGCCGGUAAAAGACUCGCCUCCGGGAAGACAAUUCUACCGGUUGUUACCUCACGCUGACGAUUUAGUCAAGAUUGCAAACGAAAAGCGACGUAGCAGCAACGCCAGCGCUGGGGGAGAGGAGCCAAGAAACAACGUUGAAGAAGAGGAGCUUGAAGCAAUUCACAGGGUAGCCGACUGGCACGUGUCGCCACCUCCCCCACUGGCGUCCAUUGAAGUUGACGCUGACGAUGUAGACUUAUUGCGGAGGUACAUACCGCCGGCCGUUUUCAGAAGGCUAAAGUCUGGCUGCAACGUAUUUUUAAAUGAACUGCGAACGGUCUCUGUCAUGUUCAUUUGUGUUCGGGGACUGGAUGUGUCAUCUACAACUGGGAGCCAAAUUGCCCACAAGCUCAUGAAAAUGACCCAAAAGGCAGCCUACACCAUGGAAGGCUCUGUCAAUAAAUUUCUUGUAGACGACAAGGGCGUUUUGCUGCUCGUUAUGUUUGGUCUACCACCGGUGUAUCACCUCGACGAUCCAGUUAGAGCCAUUAUGGCAGGCCUGCGCGUGAUUGACGGCAUGAAGAUGUUUGGACUUGAUGCCGGGAUUGGAAUCACCAGCGGUCGUGUAUGGUGUGGGACUGUGGGAAAUGAUUUGCGGAAAGAAUACACUGCGUUGGGGGACUUUGUCAACCUAGCUGCGAGGCUCAUGGCAAAGGCGGGUCCACGCGAAGUAUACGUUGACGCCAACACGUACCGCUCUGCCCAACAUGCUAUGGAAUUUCAACAACUUCCGAGCAUGAUGGUCAAAGGGAAGGAACAUCCCAUCGAAGUGUACAUGCCCACCGGAGCGCUAAUCAACAAGGUCCAAACUGGCCCGGAAAUGGAGCCGCUUUUGUCUUGGCCUGGUUGGCCUUGUCGGAACCAGUUGAAAAGUAUUUUGGAGCCGUCUACAAUGUAUAAAAAGCAAGGAACAGCUGUUCGACCUCCGUUGGACUACCCAGUCCCAUGCGGGCCUAUCUUCGCUCAUGAAUGGUAUGAGCCGUACAUGCCUCAGUUGCAACCUUUAUUGGAGGUCGGUGGGGUGAUGGUGAUCAGAGGAAGGGAAGGCCUGGGAGCGAAAGAGCUUGAAGACUACAUUCGCGACUUCGGCUCUAAAAGGUCGAAUCGCCAGAUGUUCUGCAUCAGCAACAUGCCGGACUCACCCAACCUUAAUAUUGGCAAUGUUCCCCUGCUUGCAUGGAGAAAACUCUGCACUGAAAUGGUUGAACGGUGGCGGGUCAGUGACAACCGUGAGAAGAAAGGCUAUUCGCGCAUCGACCGUGACAACUCAGUUUACGGCCUUACUAAAGAGCUUAUACAUCCUUCUUUUCAUUGGCGUCUUGAAGAGAUGAAAACAGUUGUACAUGGAUUGGUUUUGCCCCACGAACUGCCAGAAAACCAGCGCCUUGCGAAGGAACGUCGAAAGUGCAUGAAACGACUUAGGAAGCAGGGAUACGUGCCGAUGUCACCCACGAUGGCACUUUUGCACAGGCCAGCGGAGUGGGUUGAAGAGGCUGGGCGUCGGAUGACACCCGUGCACGCACUCGUCAAAAACAUCGGUGUUGAUCUGGGACUUGCAGCAGCUGCUUCAGGCACGUCAGCUCACCCACCGUCACGUCAGUCUAUUCCAGAUGAGAGCGAGACGUCAGAUAGCGACGAAUCAACCCCAAGAUAUUUGUACGGGUCAAGCGGGGAGUCGAUUGCCCCAAUAAUAGCAUCUCUUGUCAACGGGUUCUCCCUCUUUGAGAGCUCUAUUGUUGUUCUACAUGUUCGCACCGGCACUAGUGUCUUUGCUGAGAUGGACCGAGACAGCUGGAGAGUUGCUCGCCUUGUCGCUCGGGUUUCCUUAGUACGGCGCCAACACCGGCUUGACGAUGACAUGAGGAAUUUGAAGGAGUGGCGGUGUAAACACUCGCGAAAAUGCUGGUGGUGCAAAGGCUACCGCACGGCUACUGUCGUGGAUAGCAGCGGGAAAGAGAACCCAGUGCAGUCCACGACUUUGUGCAGACCACUUCCGUCACAAUUCUACCAGCCGCUGGUUUUUGUUCUCAUCUGCAGUGAUACCACAGAUAAUGUCCCUGAGCAGCAGCAACUUGUGCAAAUGGCCAAGGCCAACAACGCCUACAUAGAACUACGCAAGCUGACUCAAGAUGAAACCGCAAGCUUUUUGGCCCACUGCUUGCAUAUAAACCGCAAGUAUUUGUCCUUCGAACUUGUGCACUAUGUACAUCGGGUCUCUUCGGGCAUCCCGAAGUAUAUAUUUUUGACGGCGAAACAGCUGGUGAAGGACGGGCAUGUUGUGCUGAAGGAACGAAAACGCAAGAAUCGUGCUGCGACUGAACUGCUAAGAGAGAACACCCUCAGUUUUGAGCUGCGGUACAGACGUUUGUUGCUUCAGCGCAUGGGAAAACAAUACCAGGACCUUCAGCAAGAGUAUGAAACCCCAAGGGGAAAAAGAUCAAGAGCGCGUGCGUCCGAACAAGAGGCCUCAACUGAACAGGCAACGUCCGAUGAUUCCAGUGAUGAAGACGAUACAGAGGUCCGCUACGUGGACGACGAAGUGAUCGUGGCGGUGAUUGGACUGUUGAAGACAUUAAACCAACAGCGAAUUGCGUUGGGCUUGGAGCCAGAUGAGGUGUUUAUCCCGAACUCCUCUGCGGACGCAGAACAGGAAGAUUGGAGGAAGCAGGCGCAGUACGACGUAUUAUCCCCUUCUUGCAUGCCUCCCGACGCAGCGGCUCUCGAGCUCAUGCCACCGCCGGCCUCUGUACUCAGUGCUGUUUCUUUGUCUCUCGACGAGAAUGACGAUGGCGAGCCUGUGCGCUCUCCCUUCUACUUAGCGGAGUGCUUCCGCAGGCGGCUAGUAGACUGGGGCACGAAGGACACGAAUAAACCCAGUGAACAGAACAAAGGCGACCAUCGAGACUCAGCGCAUGUGCAUGAAGAACAACAUCCCGCGAGACGUUUUGCCUCAAGGCGUCAUGGGCGAAAGACUAAUGGUCUUGGAGGAGGUUCUGUGCACUGCCGUGUGGGACUACAGGAGCAACUGGCGCAGGAAGACAGGAGCCGGAUUCGUCGAGGCAAGUUGACGGACGCGGAGUUCGCUCUUCUCUGCUUCAGACCUUCUUGGAUGCCGCUUGACUUUGACGAUCUCGCGGCCCUGCGUAAAAGCCGCAGACGACGUGUAGCCCAAGCAAAACACUUGGAAUGGGAUAGCGAUGCAGAGGAACCAAUUGUGAAACAGGGAGACACGGGAGACGGCGGAUGGGGAAUAAAGCGUUACUGUGAAGCGCGUGUUGUUUCGAAUUUGAACUCUCUGCCUUUUGUUCCCCAGCUUGUUGCAACGUGCAUGUUCACUGUGGAACGACUCCUGCCGGAGGAGCAGAUGAUGGCUAAAGUGGCUUCAGUGUUUCCUAUAGCGUUUAGACCCACAGAGCUUCGUAUGGCAUACCCACGGCGUAUGCUUUCAAACGAAUUCUAUGAUCUGGUCUACCAGCUCAUAUGUAAGGACGUUUUGGAAAUAUGUGAGCCAGCGUCACAAGAGGAACAAGAAGCUUUGAGUCACUUUAUCGGGGCUUCUUCAGCGAAGACAACCGCACAGAGCACAGUCACCACAGCUGCGGGCAAUCCGACAAAGGCAGCAGACGGCACUGCAGCUGUCUCUGAAAAAUCAGGGAACCUUCUCGAUGUGCCUGGCGGCGGACGGGCAAGGCACAGCAGCGUGUUAGAAGAUACUCCGUUUCCAGGGCUUGGCCCGGGACACGAACGCCGUCCUAGUGUUGUAAAGGCAGGAGGCAUUGUGACGCCAGCGAAAGUCGCGGCUGCAGGCAGCGGGAGCGAUGCCGCUCAGCAAGACGAGUCCUCAAGUGAUUCUAAUGCUGCACGGAUUCAAAGGGGCUUUGAAGCUGAUUUGGCGGCAGGCUGCGCUGCAGGAGCAGCGUGGACCAGUGUUCUUGCAACACCCGAAAGAAAAGAGGUCCACAUUCGGUUCACAAGUAUAGCUCUGCAGCGGGUCGUUUCGGACUUGCUGCUUUCUGACGAGCGGAAGUGGCUUACACUUGUGUGCCGCCGCGCGCUGGCUCAACGAUUUGUUACUGUUGCUGAGUCCCAAGUUAUUGGUAAGGGUCUCGCUGCCUCUUCCUCACAGAUUACAGCGGAGAGUGGCUCUAUCGCGCAAGAAGAGUCUGAGGCACAUGACAGCAUUCCAGAGUCGCUGUUACGGGGCGUUUUAGAGGCGGAGAGGGAACAGCAUACUCGCGCAGCGGAGCAGAAGCAGAAGUCGUCGCAAAUGGAACAAGCAAACGUUGCCGAAGCAGCGACGCUACAGGAACAACAUCCAGCAGUUUCCAAUUCAGUGGCAGAGAGUGGUGGAGUGGUCGAUGCGGGGAUGCCAGAAACUGACUUGCAAGCUUAG
Messenger RNA from Eimeria tenella, 5406 nucleotides. RefSeq names its product adenylate cyclase, putative. The record is from RefSeq and is a predicted model, not a curated record. Gene Ontology annotation, biological process: cyclic nucleotide biosynthetic process; intracellular signal transduction. Bases 1 to 5406 code for a protein of 1801 amino acids. The transcript has 33 exons. Lineage: Eukaryota; Apicomplexa; Conoidasida; Eucoccidiorida; Eimeriidae.